AUGAACUCUUGUUGGGGUUUAUUUGGUUUGGCAUUACGCAUCUCAUUAUAUAAGAGGCCUAGUGGAUUAUUAAAAGGCUUUUCAUACGUUGAUAGGGCAUCAACUCAAAAGCUUUUUCCAAUGCAUUUAAUAAGUCUUCAGAAACACAAUGGAAGUCGUCAUGUUGGACAAGAUUCUGAUUCUUCAGAUGAUGAGUUAGCUGAUGAAGAUGAGGAUGAUGAUGAUAAUGCCGAUGAAUUAGAUCCAUAUUAUUCAGAAGAUAUGGCGUUCAGUCCACAUUUUCGACAAAUCUCAUCAUACGUCAAAUCUUUACGUUUUGAUAAAAUUAUUCGUGUGGGUUUAGAUAUCACUAGAAGUGCUGCUGAUAAUGCCUUUUUUUCUAACCGAUGUAGGUUAAAUGGAGAAAAACUGCUUAAGAUGGGUACUACAGUUUAUAUAGGUGAUAAACUUGAUAUAGUGAUCGACGAUACAGAAGGACCUCUUGGUAAAAGAGUACGAGUUCUUGACAUAAAACAAUCAAAACAAAAUAAUUACAAGAUUAGUUUACGUUGUUGGAGAAAUAAUUUGUAUUAUGUCAAGUUAUUUUUGGUCGGUCGACCACCUUUGGCUCUAUUUUCAUUAUUUCUAUUAUUAUGUGCAGUUGGAUUAAUUGUAUUAGAUGUACUAGUGAAUAAAUCCCCUCCUAAUAAUCCUGAUGUUGAAAAACAUUGGAAUAAAUUAUUAUUAGAAUUAUCAGGAUUAGAAUUUUGUAUUAUUAAUUCAUCAAAUGCAAGAUUAAUGGCAGAAUCUUACGCAAGUGCACAUGUUCUACGUGGAUUAGAUGAUAUGGAAUCUGACAACGUCAUUAUUUCACAUGCAAUCCAUCUACCUUUAUUAAUAUAUCCUAAUGAAGAAUUUGUUUAUGAUAUGUCAUAUUUAUUAAUUGCUAAAAUGCAUGGACGUCAUAUUGGUAUUAAAGGUCCUUUAGCAUUGCAAAAACUGAACAUAUCUUUUCUGGUACCAUCAGUUCGAAAUGAAAAUCGUAAAGGAAAAAAACCGAACUUUCAACUUGUACAUUUAAAAACAUGUGUGACUUUUACUGCUACAUCAGCUAUUUUCCCACCAAUACUGUUACCUCCGACUUGUGAACCAAACUUAAUUGGUAGUACAUCCUCAAUAACUAGUCUUCUUGAAUGGUCCAAACGGACUGAUGUUUUUGACUCGAACCGUUGUCAUGGUCGGACACGAAUACAGACUGAGUUUCAUGUUUCUCCCCAUCUUUUACCACGUUUGGAAAAGGCAGAUAUUCUCCUCAUUUCAUCUCGACUACAAUUUCUAGUAAUUAUAUUGUUACUGUCAGAUUUUCUUAUAUUGUUUUUCGAGGUCGGAAUGUAUUUUCUUUAUGUCGCUGUAUAGUUCUAGCUUGGGGGUUACACAAUAGCUUAGGAAACGAAUAUAGCGUUCAGUUUGCAAGACUUAUCCGAAAGAAAUAUGCAUCUCACCAGGAUCCCAAUUUAUAACAUCCUAUUAGGCCGUUCGAUACUCUACUGUGUAAGUUUCAAGACCUAGUAACUAUUUAAGUCCUAUCCUAAUAUGCUUAAAUCAAUCUGUAAACUAUGCUUAUCUCAAACAUAAUGAUUAGCCUUCUGUUCGAUUUGAAUUGUUUUAAAAAAGCCCUCUGGGACUCGAAUAUAAUUUAAUCCAUAGUUUCGUUACGCAGUAAAAUUGUUGUGUGAAUUGAGUCUUGAGUAGCAAUCAUUAUAUUUAGUCAGAUUGUUUAUGCAUUCCUUAUUGUUGACAUAGCUUAAAUCUGUUACCAAACUAGGAUGCAUGGUAAUUCGAUGCAGAUGAUAAAUUACGUUUGAGAGUAAAAUAAAAAUAAAUUAUGGUUGAACGACGCAAUUUAGAAUAUGAAAUGACUAGCCUCAAUUAUAUAUAUCCUCUCUGUGAAUAUGCAUUACUUGUUAUUACCAACUUUGUAAAAACCAAUAGAUCAAAAAUUUCCUACUCAUUACGCUUAAUUGUUUUAUUUUACUAUGUACUUUUAUGUAAUCAAGAAAAGCUUUGCACCAGACGUUCGUCAUACUACCGUUUUCCAUUUUUUAUAUCUCCGAUCUAAAUUAAAAUGGUUUUUAGUUUAGAACUCCUACAUUUGCUUCAUUCAUUAGUACUUAUUUUGUAACAUAUUUCUUUUAAAUCUCCAUUUUAUUCUCCCUUCAGCGUUGUUUGGGAAACUAAUAUUAACCAAACAUUUAUUUGCUGACUUAAAUCCAUUUCCUAAUAUUCCGAGUCAUCUAUCCUAGUUGGUAUGACAUAUUGGCCUAAAUGUUGACUAAUCAGUAAUGAUUUUGAAAGUAUUACAAUUGUAAAUUAAUGGUUUAAAUGAUCAAAGUGGUCAACUUGCAAUGAUUGUUUUAUAAGUUUCAAUUUUUAUUCACUCCAUCUAUUUCUGUCUGUUCUCAACUGUCUAGUUUUGAUAAUCACUGUACGCGAAGUAUUGUGAUGCGUGCUACUUAUAUUGACAUAAGUAGUAUAUAACGCGAGUCAGGAAUGUAAUGUCUGGCAGCAGAAGAUUGGGAAGAUCAAGAAAGGAAAAACGAGUAUAGAAAGUAAUUAGUAUGGAAAUGCAAGAACAAUGAAGUUCGAGACAAUUAUUAAACAUUUCGCAAAUUAGAAAGUAUAGUUUUUUUUCAUUUUACCAAGUAACUAUGUAAUGUUGUGCUAAAUAUAAUUCGGUUGUCCUCACCUGUGUUCCCCUUCAAUACAGUAUGAUCAGAUCAAAUUAUGGCAAAUUGUAUUAAGUUUAAUUAAAAUAACCCAUAAUGUCAUUGAAUGAGAAAAAGAGAAUUAAGCGAAGAAAAUUUUCUUUUCGACGAAAUCAUUUACUUAAGCUGUACAUUCGUUUUUUUCCUGCACUUUUAUUUGAUUAUUAUCGAAUUUUCGCAUUUUAAACUCUAAUCAGUUAUUAUUAUUAUUAUUAUUAUUAUUAUU
Messenger RNA from Schistosoma margrebowiei, 2970 nucleotides. Lineage: Eukaryota; Metazoa; Platyhelminthes; Trematoda; Strigeidida; Schistosomatidae. The record is from the annotation of a GenBank genome assembly.